Molecule: messenger RNA, 2545 nt
Organism: Oryzias latipes (Japanese medaka)
Lineage: Eukaryota; Metazoa; Chordata; Actinopteri; Beloniformes; Adrianichthyidae
Gene: ldlrad3
Product: low density lipoprotein receptor class A domain containing 3
Biological process (GO): receptor-mediated endocytosis
Cellular component (GO): plasma membrane
Molecular function (GO): protein binding
Source: RefSeq, a predicted model, not a curated record
GGCGAGCCUGCGGCUCCGCCUCCCUCCCAGCACCACCAGCACUCCCGAGCCUGCGUGUCCGCCGCCCCGGACUCCCCCCUCAGCCUCGGCUUGUGUGCCAUCCCCGCUCCCCAAAGUGGACUUGGGACUGCUGGCCCGACCCGAGGCCAUUUGUCCCAGCCGAAAACGCGAACCUGCUUCAAACAGGACGUAACUCGGUCAGACGUGAAAGGUGCAGGAGAAGUUUCUUCUUCUUCUUUUUUUCUUCUCUUUUUUUGCCCCCAGUUUUGUGCCCCGCGGUGGGGCAGGAACGCUGAGGUAGGCCGUGCAGGAGGAAAAGAGAGCGUAUGAUGUGGAUCUGGUACCUUCUGCUUGGUUCGGGGUCAGGCUCAAGAACUGUUGAGAGCCAGCUGCUUCCUGGGAAUAAUUUCACCACCGAGUGCAACAUUCCUGGAAACUUCAUGUGUGGGGAUGGGAAGUGUGUUCCGGGCGGCUGGCAGUGUGACGGAUUACCCGACUGCUCUGACAAGAGCGACGAAAAAGGCUGUCCUAAGGGGAAGUCAAAGUGUGCUCCUACGUUCUUCGCCUGUGCAAGUGGCGUUCACUGCAUCAUCGGAAGGUUUCGCUGCAACGGUUUUCGCGACUGUCCUGACGGCAGCGACGAGGACAACUGCAGUAACCCCCUGGUGUGCUCGGAAACUCGGUUCAAAUGUCGAAACGGCCGCUGCGUGGACCGAAGCUUCUUGUGCAACGGACAGGACAACUGUCAGGACAACAGCGAUGAAGAGCUCUGCCUGACAACAGCAGAAGCUCCUGGUCAGGACUUUGUGACGCUGGACUAUCGACUGCGCUACUACCCCAACAUCACCUACGCUGUCAUCGGCAGUGCAGUCAUCUUCGUCCUGGUGGUGGCCUUGCUGGCUCUGGUGCUCCAUCACCAGAGAAAGCGGAGUGUCCUGUUGCCCAGAGGUGUAAGGGGGAGCUCGCAUCAUCACCACCACCACCAACCACUUCUUCUGUCCCGUCUGGUCAUACUUGACCGAGGCCACAUGCAGUCUAGAAGUUCAGAUCCCCCUCCUACCUCUCCCACCUUAGCGGGGCAAUACAGCUCAUCUCCUCAAGCCAUGCAGCUGCUUUCUGGGGCCUUGUACACCUCCACACCCUCCAUGGACUCACCUCCAUCUUACUCUGAAGCUGUUAUGGAUGUCAGUCGACCUCCUUGGUUUGAUCUCCCUCCACCCCCUUACCUGCCAGACGGGGAUCCUCCUUCCGAGGGUGAGCUUCCUCAAUAUGAUGGUCUACAGGGCUGUCCGAGCCCCCAGGCAGCUCAUCUGUCUGCACCCUCCACACCCAGAACUGUGGCUUCAGGGACACGGCCAGAUCUUAGCCCCAAAGACGAAUCAGAGCUGUAGCCCUCAGACUAAAACACAGAGAAUGCAGGCCUCGAGGAGCCGCCUGAAGGGCAGUCUAAAGAUCAGGUGGGGCAAGCGAAGAAGAAGAAAGGGGCAAAAGACUCACUCUCAUUGACGAGCUACUGCCUGCUAAGUCAGGCACCAGCGCUUUCUUUGCAGUGGCCUCGCUUGUGUGCUGGCGCUCCCUGGUGGUGUAAUGGAUGCACUACUUUCAAGUCAACUGCACCUUUCUUUGCAAAGUUAGAAUGAGUUUGGUUUACUUUAAAUGCACUCCCCAAUCUGCCAGUGACAACAGCCUUUAGCUCCAAAGGAGGACUCGGUAGUCUACCUGUAACUGUGGAUAUUCUUGUAGUGUGUCACAGGUUUUUGUGAAACGCGGCAUUGAAACAUUCCCCUCUGUUCCCUUUUUUUUUUUGUCAUGUCAGCAUUAUUUUCCAUUUUACAUUUUUUUUUGUUCAAAUCGUAAAACAAAAACUGAAAAAAAUCAGAUGCAAUGGAUGGAACACUGAUUUUCAAUUAAAUUUGUCAUUUAAAAAAUGCACCAAUUUUGAUAAUUAACAAUACUGAAAGUUCAUCCAAAUAACCAAUAUUUCUCAAUUAUUUAGAGAAAUGUGUAUUAUACAAGUAUUUCUUUCUGAAUACAAAAUACGACAACGUUUUAUUCUAAACUUACACGUAAUCAUUCCUCUGAAGCAGCUGGCAAAGAUCCCUUUAAAUCAGAUCCGGCUGAAGACGAAUGCUUCCCAAAGGACAAAGAGAGCAACAGCAGAAGAUCCAGUAGAAACCUUCUCAAGGACCUUUGAAGGCGUCUGUGACUGGGAAAAAAAACACUCGAAACAAGCAGCCUGAUGUAAGAUUCAAUGCAACAUUCUUAUUUUACACUUUAUGCUAAUAUGUAAAGCUGCAGCUGUUUAGUAUUCAGAAAAAACAUCCUUAAUAGUAUUUGACUGAAUCCAUAUCUGAAGAAUCCUGUAUUUGUCUUCCUCACUUUGCUUUGUUUGACAUUUGUACAUAGAUGAUAGAAAACCAGAAGUAUAUAUUUAAAGUAGAAUCCCGGAAGUUUUGGUGAAGGAAUCAUUGUGUAAGAACAAACAUUGGGUAUUGUUUCCAGCUUUUCUGUAAAAAUUCAAGUAGAUUAAAACAAUCAAAACAGA